CCUUCCCUCCUCAUCAACCAAGACACAUCCUCUAGCUUCCACUCUAAUGUGGGUGGCCUCUUCCCUCCUGCUUAAAAGUGUAUCACAGAUAUUUCCCAGCUCUGUUGUGACACUGGCCCUAUGCUGAUAGGUCUCUGCACAUUUUAGUUCUGGUUGUAAACGUAUUCUUAACCAGGAUGAUAGGACUGGGGGAUAAGGGUGAGAUUUGGCUGCAUCACUUGUAUCUUUAGCCAUGAACAGCAAGUAAAAGGUGGGGCUCAUUUGUAAUGCAGCAUCACGGGGAGGAGUUGCUUAUAUAACUGGACAGCAGAUUUAGUGAAAGGAGAGAAGAGGCAGAGGCUGGGAAUGGGAACAGUGAACUGUCGGCAGGGGCAACAUGCCCGGGUGGUUGUUUCUCAUAAGCAGGGUGGCAAUAUCCAGGGCCCCUGGGUCCGAGGCUGGAAGAGCCUCUGGUCAGGUGUGGGGACCACCAGGUCAGGCCUGGAAGAACUGUGGGGACUACGGGGGCAUCAGUGCCAGCAUCAGGAGCCCCUGGAGCCAGCUCCACUGCUGGUAGAGAAGCCUCUGUCUGAGUGGCCAGUGCCUCAGUUCAUCAACCUCUUUCUGCCGGAGUUUCCCAUUAGGCCCCUUAGGGGGCAUCAACAGCUGAAGGUUUUAGGCCUUGUGGCUAAAGGUUCCUUUGGAACGGUCUUCAAGGUGCUAGACUGUGGCCGGAAAGCAGUAUUUGCAGUGAAGGUGGUGCCCAAGGUCAAGGUCCUCCAGAAGGACAUCCUGAGGCAGUGCAAAGAGGAGGUUAGCAUCCAGAGACAGAUCGACCAUCCUUUUGUACAUGGUUUGGGAGACAGCUGGCAGGGAAAACGACACCUCUUCAUUAUGUGCAGCUACUGUAGCACAGACCUGUACUCCCUGUGGUCCACUGUUGGCUGCUUUGCUGAGGCUUCCAUCCGUCUCUUUGCUGCUGAGCUGGUCCUGGUGCUGUGCUAUCUCCAUGACUUGGGCAUCAUCCAUCGAGAUGUGAAGAUGGAGAAUAUCCUUCUGGAUAAACGAGGUCACCUGAAACUGACAGACUUUGGUCUGUCCCGUUACCUGCCCCAGGGAGCUCGAGCCUAUACUAUUUGUGGAACUCUUCAAUACAUGGCCCCAGAGGUUCUGAGUGGAGGGCCUUACAACCAUGCUGCUGAUUGGUGGUCCCUGGGUGUCUUGCUUUUUUCUCUGGCAACUGGAAAGUUUCCUAUGGCUGCAGAGAGAGAUCAUGUGGCCACGUUGGCAAGUGUGACCCACUAUGACUCUGAGAUCCCAGCUUCUCUUACCCAGGGGCUCUCACUUCUGCUCCAUGAGCUCUUAUGCCAGAAUCCCCUCCAGCGUCUACAUCAUUUGCAUCACUUCCAGGUCCACCCUUUCUUUCGGGGUGUGGCCUUUGACCCAGAGCUCUUACAGAAGCAACCAGUGAACUUUGUCUUGGAGACACAAGCUACUCAGCCUAGUCCAUCAGAGUCCAUGCUGUUCAGUGACUUUGACUGUAACCUGGAGUCCUACCUGGUCUACCGCAGCCUUGCUUGAGCCCCCUUUGCUAUAGAUUGGGGCCCAUCUUGGAGCCUGAAGAUCUCCUCCACUGCUAACUCAGUAUGACCCCUUGAUGAUCCAGUUUGUUUUCACUUUGCAGCCUCUUAUCAUUCUGUUCUUCUAGGCAUUGUACCAGAGUUUAAAUCUUGGGCAUUCUGCUACUCACAGCCACAACUAGCCCUCAUCCUAUUAUACAACCCACCUCUCAAUUCAACAUCUGGAUCAGUGUGUUGACUUUUUCUCUGCUUUCAUUUCUCCAGUGCUCAUACCCUGAAGCUUUUAACCAGAGGCUUAUUUCACUCCCCACUCCUUGUUUCUGCAUCAUGUUUCCUUUCUUGAGCAGUAAUAACAUUUCAUGAGUUCCCAAGGUGCUAUUUGUGUGUUCAACAGGUUUGUCAGAAGCAGUAUGAUAUUUUUCAGGUCUCAGAAAAUGGCAUUUC
This is a messenger RNA of Molossus molossus (Pallas's mastiff bat), 2003 nucleotides long. RefSeq names its product ribosomal protein S6 kinase related (gene RSKR). Gene Ontology annotation, biological process: protein phosphorylation. Lineage: Eukaryota; Metazoa; Chordata; Mammalia; Chiroptera; Molossidae. The transcript is spliced from 12 exons. The record is from RefSeq and is a predicted model, not a curated record. Gene Ontology annotation, molecular function: ATP binding; protein kinase activity. The coding region runs from base 346 to 1560 and encodes 404 amino acids.